Molecule: messenger RNA, 1220 nt
Organism: Juglans microcarpa x Juglans regia
Lineage: Eukaryota; Viridiplantae; Streptophyta; Magnoliopsida; Fagales; Juglandaceae
Product: FCS-Like Zinc finger 13-like
Exons: 2
Coding region: 139-912 (257 amino acids)
Source: RefSeq, a predicted model, not a curated record
AUAUUAUUGGACAACCUGAUCAGUUAGCUUUGUGGUCAAUUUAUAUGCAGACCCUCCUUCUCCAUUUCUUCCCAAUACUAGUUCUUGUAAUCCAUAUUCUCUCGCUAUUUUCUCUCCUUUCAUAGAGAUUUGUAAAUCAUGUUAGGAAAUAGGCCCCGUCCGAUGAUCGGAAAGCUAUCGAAACUAUUAGUUUCCGGUCACCGAGCCGAGUUUUUGGAGGUGGUGAAGAGUCCAAAGAGUCCAUUGGACGGCCUCAAGAUGCAGUCCCCAAGAGGAAUCAAGAACUAUGAUCUUGGUGGGGUUGGCUUGGGUAUUGUUGCUGCUCUUGAGAAAACUAAUGAUAGUGGAAGGCCGGGACACGAAGUUUUGGCAAAGUAUGCUGUUUGUAGUUGCAAUCUGAAUCGAUCCAAUCCCAUAUCUGUAAAUUCAAACAAAUUUUGUGAUAGAUUAAAAGGAGGCUAUGAAGAUUUUGAAGGAGCCAAUUCAGAAAACUAUACAUAUGUGACUUGUCAUGGGCCAAGCAAGUCCUUCACCAGGGUGUAUUAUGAUGGAGGUCAUGAAUAUGGAUUAAACAGUGGGCAUGAAAGAAAUGAUCACCUUGAAUUUGAUAGAUGUAGCAACAAAUUGCGCAAAAUCAAGGACUCAGAGACAAGAUCUGAGGAAACUUUUUCGGGGUAUCCAACAUCAGAUUUUCUCAGUUCAUGUCAUUUGUGCAGUAAAAACCUCCACGGCAGAGACAUAUAUAUGUACAGAGGAGAGAAAGCAUUUUGUAGCACAGAGUGUCGGUCAAGGCAGAUAAUGAUGGAUGAGCGGAAAGAACAGUGUAGAUCGGAGGCAUCAAGGUCUGUAGAUGUUUCAAGCUCACCAUACAAGAGAGGCCAGAUCUUCUCACCUGGGAUUCUUGCAGCUUAGGCAAAAUACAGAACGUGACGACCACAAAAGGUUGUCAUGUCACGGCUAUUCUCUUCUACUCUUCUCUAUACAUACGAGAAUUAAUAGAAAAUUAAACCAAUCCAGGAAAUUUUAUUGUAAAAGUAGAGCAUAUCAUGUAGUAUAUAUAUAAACUUCGACGAGAAAUAUAUGAACUGUAGAAGAGAGAACUAUAUAUGAGAUCCACUGAGUCUUGAGCUUCAAUGGCAUAAGAUGAUAAUGAAGCUCACAAACAUAUGUAAAGAAAUGGCAGAAGAUUUAGGGUUCAGUUCUGAACCGGAGUUCAAGAA